Messenger RNA from Dentiscutata heterogama, 966 nucleotides. The record is from the annotation of a GenBank genome assembly. Lineage: Eukaryota; Fungi; Glomeromycota; Glomeromycetes; Diversisporales; Gigasporaceae.
AUGUCUGCUGUUAAAUUUUUUUUCGAUUAUCCUUUUUUAUUUUCACAACUUAGUGAAUACUUUAAAGAUAAUAAGAAUUUAUUUAAUUUGACACUGGUGUUGAGGGAAUUUGCAAGAUAUUUUGUAACCUUAUUAUGGCAUGAUCCAUUUAAGUUCAUUGAAAAUGAAGACAAAAUUUCUAGAGCAAUGAAAAUUAUCGAUAUUUUAGAAAUAUGUGUCAACAAUAAAGGAACAACUUUUAAAUAUUUAUCCUUUAUUAAAGUUUUAAAUUUAUCAUUCUUAAAGUAUAUAUUAAAAAUCAAGGGAUAUAAUGAAAUUAUUAAUUUUAUUGAACGUAUGUUAGAACAUUUUGGAACAUUAAAGUGUCUUCAUUAUGAAGAUAGGAAAGGUUUUGACCCUUUAAUUCCAUCAUUAAAAAAAUGUAUAAAAAUUGACACACUUUUGUAUUUUUCAUAUUCCGAUUCGAUGCCUUUCUAUGAUAAAACGUAUUUACUCGAUAAAGAUAAUUAUGUGGAACAUCUAUUUUUAGACAAAUCAACCAUGAAGUUUAAUUCAGAAUUCAGAUUCGAUAUUGUUAAACUAUUAUCUUUAGAUAAUUGUGAUCUAAAGGAUAUUGACAUAGAACAUUUCAUCAAACUUAAAGAAUUAAAUAUUACUGAAUGCAGUAAUCUUGAUUUAUCAGAAAUUAUUGCGUUACCAAUCGAAUGCACUAUCUUUUCUGAUUGUAAUUUAUUGUUAAGAGAUGUUUAUCCAAUUUUGCAUAAAAUUUACUAUUUAAGAAAAAUAAUUAUAAUAAGUAAUUUAUAUUGUAGUGAUGAUGUUGAAUUUAUCGAUGAAAUCGAAUAUUUUUAUUCGUUAGAUGAAGUUAGUAAAAUUAUGAAACCUCAUAUUGGUAGUGUUAGAAAACCUUUCUAUUUGAAAACAUUAAUAGUGAAUAAUCUACCAAUGAUCGGAAUUUGGAUCUAA